Molecule: messenger RNA, 2098 nt
Organism: Clarias gariepinus (North African catfish)
Lineage: Eukaryota; Metazoa; Chordata; Actinopteri; Siluriformes; Clariidae
Gene: igfbp5a
Product: insulin-like growth factor binding protein 5a
Exons: 4
Coding region: 375-1172 (265 amino acids)
Biological process (GO): regulation of insulin-like growth factor receptor signaling pathway
Cellular component (GO): extracellular region
Molecular function (GO): insulin-like growth factor I binding; insulin-like growth factor II binding; fibronectin binding
Source: RefSeq, a predicted model, not a curated record
CGUCGGGGAGGUUUAAACUGAAUGCGGCGCUUCUCCCCAGUUCAUAGAGAUGAACAUGUGCUGAAACCUUUGCAUCCGAAAGUGGACUCUCGGCACUCUCAGGCUCACUGUGCUUAUUUGGGAAAGAAGCACUGAGACCAUCGCGCUUAAUUUAGCUUUAUUGAUCCGCGGAUUAGCGGAGAACGUAUCAGUUAAACUCCGAUUUUUUCCCCUCGGGCGGGAGACAGAGCCCGAAGCUGACGCAUUCGUAUCAUCGGUGCGUUUGUAUUUGGACCAGUCCAACGUUUAAAAAACGUUGAAAUUGGAGACUGGGAGACUGCCACAUUCUAAACCGAUUUUAUUUAAUUGACCUAUCGCCAUCAGCUUACUGCUAAAUGGAUGCAGAGAAGAAGAAGACACUCUUUAGUGCGUGCGCCUUCAUAGCUCUUGUGCCGGCCUAUUUCACCUCCUACGUGCCGUGCGAACCGUGCGAUGGGAGAGCAAUGUCUAUGUGCCCACCCGUACCCACGGGCUGCCAGGUGGUAAAGGAGCCGGGCUGUGGCUGCUGCUUGACCUGUGCGUUGCGAGAAGGACAUGAGUGCGGUGUCUACACGGGCACGUGCGCCACGGGUCUGCGCUGCCUACCUCGCGACGGUGAGGAGAAGCCGCUGCAUGCGCUACUACAUGGCAGGGGUGUGUGCAUGAACGAGAAGGGUUACCGAUCAGCCCGCGAUAAAAAGUCUCCAGAUGAUGUCCUGGGUCCAGUGACAGAGGAUCUACGUUACCAUUCCAAGGUGUUAUUGUUUCCUCAAGACCACAUCAAUAACAAGAGGGUCAUGGCAGUUCUUAAGGCCAGAAAACAGAAAGGGACCUAUUCUAAAGUCAUGGACUUUAUUGAUUACCCCUCCUUCAAAGUAGAGAAGGUCCAGCCCGAAAUGGGAUUAUGUCGGAGGAAGCUGGACAGAGCUGUCCGGCAGAUGAAGGACAUACCUAGAGUUAUGGCUUUGUCUCUCUAUCUGCCUAACUGUGACAAGAAAGGUUUCUUCAAGCGCAAACAGUGUAAGCCCUCCAGGGGGCGGAAGCGCGGCAUUUGCUGGUGUGUAGAUAAAUAUGGGGCCAUGAUGCCAGGAACUGACUACAGUGGAGGCAAUAUCCAGUGCAGAGACCAGGAGAACGACAGCAACAACAAAUAAAAAGCAUCUUUCUCUAAACAAAUACUUUCUUAAUCGUUUGCCAUGUUCUGUUAAGUGUCUAAUCAAGUAUCUGUAAAAGCCUCUCAAAUGUUAGUCAUUUUAACAGAAAGAUUUGUUUGCUUGUUUUACUUCACAAAGGUGUAUAUAUAGUGAAACCUUGGAUUACAAGCAUAAUUAGUUCCGGAAGUGGGCUUGUAUUCCAAAACACUCGUUAAUUAAAGCUCAAAUUAUUUGUUCUACAGCUCAAAUAAAUAUAUACAUAAACAUUAUUAAUACAAAAUAUAAAGUAAAAAUUAAGCAAAUUAACCUGCACUUUAUCUUUUAAAAAAAGUAAAAAUAAAUCCGACAGAUAAGUGUUUCUGUUUAUGCGCGCAGGCGCAUAAACAGAAACUUACUUUCACACACACACACACACACACACACACUACAGGUGAGAGCGAGAGAGUGUCUGUGUGUGUUUGUGUGUGUGUGUGAAAGUAAGAGUCUCCUCAACACACACAUAUACACAAACACACAUACGCACACAGCGCCUGCGAGAAAAUUGGUUUCUAACCUCUCUAAUGAGACUUUCUUUUGCUUUACACGUGCGCACACAUGUUAUAAGAAAAAGUACACGCGUACUGUACACAUGCGCUUACAAACACAAAAUAAAAUGUUUUACACACACACACGUGAUCACAGUGUUAUAGUAAACGCGUGCACAGAUGUUGAUUAAAACAGUAAAAGACACGCUCUAAAACCCAGCAGAGGAGACGAUUACCCACAAUUCUGCAGCACAAGAGAGAGAAAAAACAUUGGCUCAGUUGUGAUCAUGUGGCGCUCGGCGUCGAAACAAGAAUCUUUGCUCGUCUUGCAGAACACCAGCAAACCGCAUUACUCGCAAUUUGAGGUUUUACUGUGUGUGUGUGUGUAUGUAUAUAUAUAUA